Molecule: messenger RNA, 660 nt
Organism: Apis cerana (Asiatic honeybee)
Lineage: Eukaryota; Metazoa; Arthropoda; Insecta; Hymenoptera; Apidae
Gene: CPR13
Product: cuticular protein 13
Cellular component (GO): chitin-based extracellular matrix
Molecular function (GO): structural constituent of chitin-based larval cuticle
Source: RefSeq, a predicted model, not a curated record
GUGAAUUUAUCGUGAAACGAUGCAAUUUUUGGCAGAAGGAGAGCCACUAUAAAAUUCGAAACGAUUCUUAGUAUGAACAUCAGUCUUCCAAUCGAGACUAACCUCGAGAUUCAUCUACCUCCAAAAUGAAAACCAUUGUUAUUAUUUUUGUUCUGGUUGUCGUUGUUUCCGCUGCGCCUCAAGAAAUAGUCCUCGUUAAAGAAACUCCCUCUGAUAAUGUUGGACUUGGUGGUUAUAACUAUGGUUUCCAACUUUCCGACGGUCAAGUUAAACAGGAAUCUGCAGAAGUAAUCGAAGGAGGAACUGAUGGUCAAUUCUUACGAGUUCGAGGUACCUUCUCUUUUGUUGAUCCACAAACUAAUAUUGCAUAUACUGUAAAUUAUAUUGCCGAUGACACUGGUUUCCAUCCACAAGGAGAGCAUCUUCCACGAGUUUAAAUUUUUCAAAUAUUUGAUAUAGAAUAUUCAUUAAUUGUUAUAUAAUAUUUUCCAUAGAUUGAAAAUUUAAUCGUUUUAAAUUUUGUUUGUUUUUGAAAUCAAUAUUAUAUAUAGAAUAAAUACACACUUACUUGGUUAUUUGUAAAAUAGUGUAAACUUCUAUUUUUUAUUUUUUAUUUUGUAAAAUAAUUAUGUUAAAUAAAUACUGUUUAUGUUGAAUAAA